Dama dama (fallow deer) is the source of this 1099-nucleotide messenger RNA. RefSeq names its product dynein axonemal light intermediate chain 1 (gene DNALI1). Gene Ontology annotation, cellular component: filopodium; axoneme. The transcript has 6 exons. NCBI's taxonomy places the organism in Eukaryota, Metazoa, Chordata, Mammalia, Artiodactyla, Cervidae. The record is from RefSeq and is a predicted model, not a curated record. Bases 89 to 865 code for a protein of 258 amino acids. Gene Ontology annotation, molecular function: dynein heavy chain binding.
CAUGAGGGCGGAGCGGAGGUUUCCAUGGCGACGGCAAACACGGCCCUGACUGGAGGGCGGCUGCUGGGCUGCUACUCGCGCCGCCACCAUGAUUCCCCCAGCAGACUCUCUGCUUAAGUAUGAUACCCCGGUGUUGGUCAGCCGGAAUACUGAGAAACGGAGCCCCAAAGCUCGGCCACUGAAAGUCAGCCCCCAGCAACCUGGACCCUCGGGUCCCGUCCCACAGCCACCCAAGACCAAGCUCCCCUCAACUUCCUGUGUCCCAGAUCCUACAAAGCAAGCAGAAGAAAUCUUGAAUGCCAUCCUGCCCCCAAGGGAGUGGGUGGAGGACACGCAGCUAUGGAUCCAGCAGGUGUCCAGCACCCCCAGCACCAGGAUGGACGUGGUGCACCUUCAGGAGCAGCUGGACCUGAAGCUGCAGCAGCGGCAGGCCCGGGAGACCGGCAUCUGCCCAGUGCGCCGGGAGCUGUACUCACAGUGUUUCGAUGAGCUGAUCCGCGAGGUCACCAUCAACUGUGCGGAGCGGGGGCUGCUGCUGCUGCGGGUGCGGGACGAGAUCCGCAUGACCAUUGCCGCCUACCAGACCCUGUAUGAGAGCAGCGUGGCGUUUGGCAUGAGGAAAGCGCUGCAGGCCGAGCAGGGGAAGUCAGACAUGGAGAGGAAAAUUGCAGAGUUAGAAACGGAAAAGCGAGAUCUGGAGAGGCAAGUGAACGAGCAGAAGGCAAAAUGUGAGGCUGUUGAGAAGCGGGAGAGCGAGAGGAGACAGGUGGAGGAGAAGAAGCACAAUGAGGAGAUACAGUUCCUGAAGCGGACGAAUCAGCAGCUGAAGGCCCAACUGGAAGGCAUUAUUGCACCAAAGAAGUGAUAAUUUCCAUGUGGGUCUCGGCAAGCACCAACGACCCCAUCAUAAGCCCUUUGUAAUAAAAAGCGUUUCCUGAGUGAAGAAGCCAUACUCCCGCCCUUAGCACCACCUACGUAUCUGUCAGAAGUCACACCACUGCCCCCAAGUGGUGUUCAACACCUCAGAUCUGACAGCCAGGCUCCAGGCUGGACAACGGAAGGCAGUGCAGCCCAGGCAGUCUCCACAUGCAGCCAACCU